AUGCAAGAUUAUACGACGCAAUGGAAAAUCAUCUCUAUCACGUAUACUAUCGUGCAUGGCUUUUCCAGACGUCUCUUCGAUUUAAUUCUUGGAUCCAGAAGUGUUGUCGAGCUUAUUCUCCUUAAAGGUGCUUGUUUAAGAGAACUCCAGAUCAGUGGCAUAAAACAUUGCGAAGACGAUUGCAAGCGCUUCGAAAACGAUCGAAAGCGACAGCGACGGUCACUAUUCAAAUAUAACCGUUCACAUCAGGUUGCUUGUACGCCAUUAGCAAAACGAAAGCUAAUCGACAUGGCAUUCAAGUUGUCGAUUCAUUUGGUGACGCAUAAACCGCCUAAAACAACUCGUCGAGCUUAUACUAUCAUGCAGCCACGCCAUCGCAAUGGAUGGCCAAUUCGACGAGCGACUGCUGGUUUUGCAAGUUGUUUAGCAAAAGAAAUGUCGCUAACGUGA
Plasmopara halstedii is the source of this 450-nucleotide messenger RNA. RefSeq lists its product as uncharacterized. The record is from RefSeq and is a predicted model, not a curated record. Bases 1 to 450 code for a protein of 149 amino acids. The transcript has 5 exons. Lineage: Eukaryota; Oomycota; Peronosporomycetes; Peronosporales; Peronosporaceae.